Rhagoletis zephyria (snowberry fruit fly) is the source of this 5172-nucleotide messenger RNA. RefSeq names its product trichohyalin-like. The record is from RefSeq and is a predicted model, not a curated record. Lineage: Eukaryota; Metazoa; Arthropoda; Insecta; Diptera; Tephritidae.
CCCGACAAGGACAUAUUCCAAGUGCGCCAAACAGCAUUUAAAAAAAAACCCCGGUAUAUAAAUAUUAUAACUCUAACUUAAAAGGAUAAGCAAAGAAUAAACUAAGCGAAACGAUAAGAUGGGAUUUGGGUAUUGGCAGUUGAAGGCAACUGUCAUUUACCUACUUGUAGUCAACAUUUUGGCUCGAAUUGAGCCUCGCACUUGUGACCGUGAAUAUUGUUAUGAGCGUUUCGAAGGUGAAAGUGAUCGAUACUCAAACGGUGAUGUAAACUGGUUGCGAGAAAACGCGUCUUACAGGAAAUUUACUAAUACAGACUUUGAUGCCAGACUAAGGACUUACCGCUCAAUCAAAUCAGAUAGUCAGCAGCAACACAUUGUAAGUACCACCAAACUUUGCAACGAGCAUGCGGAACAGCGCAGUUCAGACAAAAGCAAUGACGGUCAACAGGUUAAAAACAAUCAGUUAAAUGAGCGCGAUGAACGAAUCACUGCUGACAGGCGCUACAAUAACGAUGAGCGGCGAGUAAUUGCGAGGAGUGAUGAUGAGCGCGAAAGACGAGAACAUGGGCGACGAGAUGCUACCGAACGCGCAGACACUCGUGAGAAUCGACGCGAAUUAGUUCAGCGAUUUGAAGACCGCGUAAAACGAUUUGCUUCUAACAGGAUUUUUGAUGAUAGUGAGGAACGACGAGCACUUAAUAGAGAUACUGAUGAGAGGGCCGGACGUGGAGAUGAACGCCGGGAUAUUGUCGCACGCGCUCAAACCCGCGAGGACCAAAGGGAAGUAAUUAAGAGAUUUGGAGAACGCGAAGAACGAUCAGCUGCUACCGAUCAUCAUGAGAAAGGACGAGAACAUGGGCGAGACGAACGAAAAGACGAACGACGAGCACAUGCCAGAAGUGUUGAUGUGCGCGGCAUACGAGAAGACCAACCACAAGAUGUUACCACGCGGAUUUAUAAUCGCAAAGAACGAUCUGCUGGUACAAAACGUUUCGACGAUCGUGAGGAACGACGAAAAAUUACCAGAGGUAUUGAUGAGGAGAAAAGACAAGAAGACGAACGAAUAAACACUGUAGCACGCGCUGAAACCAGUGAGGACCAACGAGAACUAGGCCAGCAGUUGGACGACCGUGACGGACGAUCUGCCAGAGCAAAAAGUUUCGGUAACCGUGAGGAACGGCUAACUGCCAAUAGUAUUAAUAAGCGGGAAUCACGAAAAGGCGAGCGACGAGAUGCUACCACUCGCACGGAAGCUCGAGAGGACAAACGAGAAGCAGCUCGGCGUUUUUAUGACCUCGAAAGACAAGAAAACGAACGAAGAAAUACUAUAGCACGCGUGGAAACCCAUGAGUACCACCAAGAACUAGCCCGACAGAUUGCUAAUGGUAAAGAACGAUCUGCUGAUACAAAAGGUAUUGAUGACCGUGAGGAACGACGAGCACAUCCCAGGAGUGUUGAUGAGCGCGAAAGACGAGAAGGUGAACGGCGAGAUGUUUUUGAUGGCGCUGAGAUCCGUAAGAACGGACGAGAAUCAACCCAGCGGUUUGAUGAUCACGAAGAACGAUCUGCAGCUACCAAACAAAUUGAUGAGCGUGAGGAACGACAAACAAUCGGCAAAAGUGUUGAUGAUCGAGAAAGACAAGAAAAUGAACACAGAGAUGCUAUAGUACGCGCUGACAACGUUAUGUACCGACGAAAUCUAGUUCAGCGCGAAGAACGAUCAGUUAUUUCCAGGCGGUUGGAUGAGCGUGAUCAACGACGAACACUCGAGAGAAGUGUUGAUGAGAGGGAAAUUCGAGAAGAAGAACGAGAAGAUGUUACUACUCGCGCUAAUGCGCGUGACGUCCGUGACGACCGACGAGAACUAACCCGGCGAUUUGAUUAUCGCGACGAGCGAUCAGCUGCUACCAUACGUAUUGAUGAGCGUGAGGAACGGCGAACAAUCGGCAGAAGUGUUGAUGAGCGUGAAAGACGAGAAGAAGAACGAAGAGACGCUACUACUCGCGCUGAAGGUCAUGACGACCGCCGACAAUUAACCCAGCGGUUUGAUGAUCGCCAAGAACGAUCAGAUGCCACCAAACCAAUUGAUGAGCGUGAGGAACGGCGAGCAACCGGCAGAAGUGUUGAGCGAGAAAGACGAGAAGAUGAACACAGAGAUGCUAUCGCACGCGCUGAAAACCUUGAGGACCGACGAAAUCUAGGUCAACGCUUUUCUGAUCGCGAAGAACGAUCAGUUACUACCAGAAUGUUUGAUGACCAUAAGGAGCGACGAACAAUCGACAACAGAAUUGAUGAGCGGGAGACCCGAGACCGCGAGGAGCGAUCAGCUGCUACCAGGCAGAUUGAUGAGCGUAAGGAGCGGCGAGAAAUCGGCAAAAGUGUUGACGAACGAGAGAGACGAGAAUUAACCCAGCGAUUUUAUGACCGCGGGUAUAUAUCUGUUAGUCCAAGGAGUUUCGAUAAUCGUGUGGACCGGCUAACAAUUUCCAAUGACGUUAUUCAGCAAGAAUCACGAAGGAAUGAACGACGAGGCGUUAUAGCACGUGCUGAUACCCGUGAGAAGCGACGAGAACCAACUCGGCGAUUAGAUGAGUAUGAUAACCGAAGAUCUCAUGUAAGGAGUGUAGCUGAGCGCCGAAGACGAGAAGACGACGGACAAGAUGCUCCCACACGCGCUGAAUUCCGGGAGGACCAUCGAGAUGUUAUUGCAGAACAAUUUGCUCUUUCUAAACGAAUUGGUGACCGCGAGGAACGAAAAACAAUCGAUAGAAGUAUUGAUGAGCCAGAAAGACGAGACGAUGAACGAAAGUAUGCUAUUGUCGGCACUAACAACCUUAAGGACCGAAGAAAUCUAGGUCAGCACUUUGCUGGUCGCGAAGAAAGAUCAAUUACUUUCAGGCGGUUCGAUGAGCGUGAGCAGCGACGAACAAUCGACAAAAGAAUUGGUGAGCGGGAAAGACGAUAUGAAGUGAGAAGAGACGCUAUUACCCUCCUUGAAGCUCGCGAGGAGCGACGAGAAUUAACCCAGCGAUUUGAAGAUCGCGAGGAACGAUCACCUACUACCAGACGAAUUGAUGACCGUGAGGAACGGAGAGAAAUUGGCAAAAGGGCAGUCGAGCAAGAAAGACGAGAAGAUGAAAGACGAUAUGCUAUUGCAAGCGUUGACGCCCGACGAGAAUUAACUCAGCGGUUUAAUGACCGUGUGGAUCUGUCUUUUAGUCCAAGGAGUUUCGAUAAUCGUGAGGACCGGCUAACAAUUGCCAAUGACGUAAUUGGGCGAGAAUCACGAAGAGACGAACGACGAGGCGCAAUCGCACGUGUAGAUACCCACGAGAACCGACGAGAGCCAACUGGACGGUUAGAUGAGCAUGAGGACCGACGAUCAUAUGUCAGGAGUGUUGCUGAGUGCGAAAGACGAGAAGACGAAUGCGUUGAAUUCCGAAAGGACCGUCGAGAUGUUAUCGCAGAACAAUUUUCUCCUACCAAACGAAUUGGUGAGCGCGAAGAACGACAAACAAUCGACAGAAGUGUUGACGAGCCAGAAAGACGAGAACAGCAACGAAAAUAUGCUAUUUUAGGCACUAACAACCUUAAGGAGCGAAGAAAUCUAGGUCAACGCCUUACUGAUCGCGAAGAACGAACAGUUAAUUCCAGGCGGUCGGAUGAGCGUGAGCAACGACGAGUAUUCGACAAGAGUGUUUCUGAGCAGGAAAUGCGAAAAGAAGGACGAAGAGACGCUACUACUCGCGCUGAAGAUCGUGAGGGCCGACGAGAAUUAAUCCAGCCACUGGAUGAGCGCGAGGAACGAUCAGCUGCGGCCAGGCGGAGUGAUGAGCGUGAGGAACGGCGAGCAAUCGGCAGAGGUGUUCAUGAGCGAGAAAGACGGGAAGAUGAACGUCGAUAUGCUAUUACACGCGAUGACGCCCGACGAGAAUUAACCCGGCGGUUUGAUUACCGCGAGGAUCUAUCUCUUAGUCCAAGGAGUUUAGAUAAUCGUGAGGACCGGCAAACAAUUUCCAGUGACGUAAUUGAGCGAGAAUUACGAAGAGACGAACGACGAGGCGCUAUAGUACGUGCUGAUAAUCGCGAGAACCGACGAGAACAAACUCGGCGAUUAAAUGAGCGUGAGGACCGAGGACUACAUGUCAGGAGUGUUGCUGAGCGCGAAAGACAAGAUGCUACGAGACGCGCUGAAUACCGAGAGGACCAUCGAAAUGUUAUCGCAGAACAAUUUGCAGCUAGCGGGCGGUUUUAUGAGCGUGAGGAACGACGAUCAAUCGAUAAAAGUUUUGAUGAGAGGAAAAGACUCGAAGAUGCCCGACGAGAUGCUGUCACUCGCGUUGGAACCCUUGGAUACCGGCGAGAGCUAGACCAGAAAUUUGAUGAUCGCGAAGAACGACGAACAAUCGAUAGUAACAUUAAUGAGCCAGAAAGACGAGAAAUAGCUCGUAGGAUUGAUGAUCACGUAAAAUAUGGUGUGGGUACAAAGCAUUUCGAUGAGAGUGAGGAACGACGAGAAAUUGGCAGUAGUGCUAAUGAGUGGGAAAGACGAGAAGGCGAUAUAUCUGCUUCUCAGAGGCAUAAUGAACGCGAAAAUCGUUUCGCCGCUAACAGGCUUUCCGGGGAUCGUGAGGAACGGGAAGUUACAAGGCUUGUUGACAAGCGCGACGCUUCAUCGCGCGUUGCUGACAGCGAAAAAAAUAUUUCAACAAUGCGCACGGACUACCGUUCAGUAGAAAGGACACAAGCACAGCGCUGCAAUGGUCGUGAGGAACAAUCCUUGUUUUUCACACGUUUAGAUGGUGGUGCAGUCAACGUGGCCUUUAGCGGUCGGCAGAUGCAAUCAAAACUCGAUAUAAAUGCCAAAGAGGAUGAUUUGCGAAGAAGCACUGACACUCAUACGAAACGCGGAUAUAUUUUACUUGGACAAGGGGCAAUAUUAGCUUUGGCUUUAUUGAAAUCACUAAAGGGACACGACCUCGAGAUAAAAAAAGGGCAACGGCAAUAUUUUAGCAGUUCAUCAAAUUUAAUUGGUUUUUAAAAAUAUCUGAAUCAGGAAGAAUUUUAAAAUACUUGAAAAUGGAUUAAUGAAUUGUAUGUAUAUAAUAAAGAAGUGUACCUAAAGCAAAUCCUUGGCAAUAUCGCUGUGUUAUGCAAACAAUUAUAUAUUUA